Drosophila miranda is the source of this 1969-nucleotide messenger RNA. RefSeq names its product carbonic anhydrase-related protein 10 (gene CARPA). Lineage: Eukaryota; Metazoa; Arthropoda; Insecta; Diptera; Drosophilidae. Gene Ontology annotation, molecular function: carbonate dehydratase activity; zinc ion binding. The record is from RefSeq and is a predicted model, not a curated record. The coding region runs from base 715 to 1710 and encodes 331 amino acids. The transcript has 8 exons.
UUCAGAGAUAAACGGACGCGUCUGGUCGGCCAAGCGACAGUGCAGUGUGGCCAAACGUGCUUUUGAAAGCGCGAAACCCCAAGCGGAAGCGAAAGCGAAACUGAAACUGAAAUUUCAUCCUGUUUUGUAAGGAGUGUUCCCAGCUCCAGUUUCUCCAUAACGAAUUUUUUUCGAGUGUGUGUGAAGAAAGCCAAAAGAACAAAGAUAGCCAGAAAGAGUGCAAUUGAGGGAGAGUGAGAGACAGACAUAGAGAGAGAUAGAGAGUUAGAAGUUGAGAAGAAAGACGGAAAUGAAGCAUGCAACUUGUGUGCACAUCAAAGAAAGCAGCGGAAAUUAAAAUUUGCAUAUGCAAAGAGGUGGCCCAGUGCAGUCAGCAGAGGCGGAGGCACAGCCAGAGUCAGUGGCCGUGACUGCGGCCCGGUGCCCCAAACAGUCAAUGACAAUGAGGCCAAUGAUGAUGCUGCCGCCCCCAGACCCAAGCAGCUGGCCCAACGAAACAGAAACCGAGACCGAAACCAAAGGCGACUCGCCGCUCUAAGCCGCCCGCCCAGCAAUAGACUCAAGUGCCAGAUCUCCAGAACUCUAGACUCGUGCGCAAUCCAACCCACCAGCCAGCAGCCAGCAGCCAGCAGCCAGCAGCCUGCAGCCUGCAGUUUGCAGCUUUCACCCAGAAGCUCCACGUCCUCCGGCUGCAAGUCCCAGCAAUCCACAGAGAUGCCGUCGCCCGGGCACACAUUUUGCUUCUCCUCAGCAGGAUUUAUCGCUUGCUCAGCAAUCGUUCUGCUUUGUAGUUCCGAGGUUUUAUCCAGUUGGGAGGAAUGGUGGACAUACGAUGGUAUAUCCGGACCAAGCUUCUGGGGCCUUAUCAAUCCACAGUGGAAUAUGUGCAACAAAGGACGGCGCCAAUCGCCAAUCGAUGUGGUGCCUGACAAGCUGCUGUUCGAUCCCUACCUCCGACCGCUUCACAUCGACAAGCACAAGGUUUCUGGCACUCUGCACAAUACGGGCCAGUCGCUCGUCUUUCGCGUCGACAAGGACACCAAGCAGCAUGUGAACAUAUCCGGCGGCCCUCUGGCCUAUCGCUAUCAGUUCGAGGAGAUCUACAUCCAUUACGGCGUGGAUAACACUCGCGGCUCCGAGCACUUCAUCCAAGGCUACAGUUUUCCCGGCGAGAUUCAAAUCUAUGGCUUCAACAAGGAGCUAUACCACAACAUGUCCGAGGCCCAGCAUAAAUCGCAGGGUAUUGUGGGACUGUCGCUUAUGGUGCAGAUUGGUGAGACGCCCAAUCCGGAACUGCGCAUCAUCACGAGCACCUUCAACAAGGUGCUCUAUCGAGGCUUCUCGACGCCCAUCCGGCACAUAUCGGUGAGGUCGCUGCUGCCAAACACGGAUCACUACAUCACCUACGAGGGCUCCACAACCCAUCCCGGCUGCUGGGAGAGCACCGUCUGGAUCAUAGUUAAUAAACCCAUCUAUAUCACCAAACAAGAGUUAUACCAACUCCGACGACUGAUGCAAGGCUCCGAGAGUACUCCAAAAGCUCCACUAGGUAAUAAUGCGCGACCCGUGCAAAGUUUACAUCAUAGAACCGUAAGAACGAACAUAGAUUUUAAGCGGAACAAGAAUCAAUAUGCUUGCCCCUCGAUGUAUAAGGAUAUGUAUUAUCGGGCGAAUCGCUGGUCACCAGACACGGGACUCUUGAUACGUUGACAACCGUACGUGGAAGACUGCGAAAAGCAAUUAAUAUCGUUGCUAUUAUUAUUAAUAUUAUAUGUGGUGAAUAAUGCUACAGCAAUGGCAACUAUAUUGACAGCAGGAAGGGCUCCGACUGCAGCCAGUGACCGAGGCGGUCAGCGGGUCACUUUGCAGUUUUUAUGUCGCAUUCAAUUUUCAUAUUCAUGUUUUUAACACGAACUCGGGAUUCGUUUGGCCUGCAAUAUUCCCACAACAAAAGCAACAGCAACAGCAC